This is a messenger RNA of Folsomia candida, 750 nucleotides long. RefSeq names its product L-selectin. Bases 80 to 640 code for a protein of 186 amino acids. NCBI's taxonomy places the organism in Eukaryota, Metazoa, Arthropoda, Collembola, Entomobryomorpha, Isotomidae. The record is from RefSeq and is a predicted model, not a curated record. The transcript has 6 exons.
CGAGCAUGCAAUCUUCUUAAAGUUACUCGUUAUCCCGUCGCAGGACAAGUAACAACGCCUUCACAGCCAACUUGACAAAAUGCUGAAACUAAUAAUAUUUGGAGUCGUUACUCUCCUGUCCAGCAUUAUUCCUGCCGUUUUUGGCCAGCAGUGCAGUGUUGGGAGGACGCUACAGUACCGUGAUCCUCGUGGGGUCACGCAUAAUUAUUUAUUCUCAUGGGAAAAUCCACCCACUGCAAGUUUGGAGUUGGAUUGGGACGGUGCUAACUCAGUUUGCAGGAGACAUUGCAUGAACCUGGUCAGUUUGGAGUCUGCUGCGGAAAAUACGUUUGUGAAGCAACACAUCUCGUCUGGGAGGAAGCGUUACAUUUGGACGAGCGGAAGGAAAACGGGACAAAGUUGGACCUGGACAGGGUCCGGUGUUGGUAUUGGAUUGGAUAGAAGGCGUUCCGACUGGAGUCACACGGGAGGUGCGGGAAUACCACAGCCGGAUAAUAGAGAAAAUAAUCCGAGAUUAGAGGGAUAUAAUGGCAUCGAGGAAUCGUGUCUGGCAAUAUUUAACAACUUUUAUAACGAUGGGUUGAAGUGGCACGACGUUGCGUGCUACCAUAAGAAGCCGUUUGUUUGUGAAAGCCGAUAGUUCAGAGCUUCAUGAAGGUAUUAAAUAUAGGCUAAAAUUAUUUUGCUUAUGAUCUUAAUGACAAUAAGAUCGCCAAUAAAUUUAAUAAAUUUUUAUUAAAUUAGAGCUUA